This is a messenger RNA of Sorghum bicolor (sorghum), 2036 nucleotides long. RefSeq names its product probable flavin-containing monooxygenase 1. Gene Ontology annotation, molecular function: N,N-dimethylaniline monooxygenase activity; flavin adenine dinucleotide binding; NADP binding. NCBI's taxonomy places the organism in Eukaryota, Viridiplantae, Streptophyta, Magnoliopsida, Poales, Poaceae. The transcript has 5 exons. The record is from RefSeq and is a predicted model, not a curated record. Bases 244 to 1827 code for a protein of 527 amino acids.
UGGUACAUUGCCUUCUAGAUAGAGCGAAGAUAUUUCUCGAUCGCUCAAGUAGCACAAGACACUUUGACACUCCUCUUCGGCUCUGGGCAAAGAAGAAGAGUUGUUUAGAUAGUGUCAAACGCAACCUGAACGCGCAUGCAUCGCAUUGCAUGAUUGCAUCAUGGUACACAGUACACAGUACACUAGCUAGCUACACUCCAGACAUCGCUUGUGAUUGUGAGAGGAGGCGUCGUCAUCAUCAUCAUGGAGACGAAUUCGAAGCGGGUGGCCAUCGUGGGCGCCGGCGUGAGCGGCCUGGCGGCGUGCAAGCACCUGCUGGAGCGCGGCUUCAACAGCCCGGUGCCGGUCGUCUUCGAGUCCGGCGCCGUCGUGGGCGGCGUGUGGGCGCGCGUGCCGGACAGCACGGCGCUGCAGACGCCGCGGCCGAUGUACCAGUACUCCGACUUCCCCUGGCCGGACACCGUCACCGACGUGUUCCCCGGCCACCGCCAGGUCAUGGCCUACCUGGACGCCUACGCGCGCCGCUUCGGCGUCAUGGACUGCGUCCGCUUCCGCCGCCGCGUGCUCGGGAUGGAGUACCACGGCGUCGACGAGGACGACGUGGCCAAGUGGGAGGAGUGGAGCGGCAACGGCGAGGCGUUCGGGUCCGGCGCCGGCGAGUGGCACCUCAAGGUGGCCGACGCCGAGGGGCGCGUUGAGACACACAAGGCAGACUUUGUAAUUCUCUGUAUUGGGAGGUUCAGUGGUGUACCCAACACACCUACAUUCCCUCCAGGCAAAGGUCCAGAAGCAUUUGAUGGGCAGGUGAUUCACUCCAUGGACUACGCUAAGAUGGGCACCAAGAAAACCAAGGAGAUGAUCAAAGGCAAGCGUGUGACUGUUGUCGGCUACCUGAAAUCAGCAAUUGACAUUGCUGCUGAAUGCGCUGAAGUAAAUGGCACUGAUCAUCCUUGUACAAUGGUUGUCCGAACAAAACAUUGGAUCAUACAGGACUACUUUGCUUGGGGAGUCCACAUAUCGCUGUUAUACCUAAAUCGCUUUGCAGAACUACUGAUUCACAAACCUGGUGAAGGCUUUCUCCUUUGGCUCUUGGCCACCCUGUUGGCUCCAUUGAGAUGGCUAUUUUCGAAGUUUGCUGAGAGCUACUACUCCAUCCCAAUGAAAAAGUAUGACAUGGUGCCUGACCACAGCCUGUUUCAAGCACUAGCUACAUGUUUGGUUGCUAUAGAGCCCAAGGGAUUUUAUAAGAGGCUGGAAGAAGGCAGCAUAGUUCUGAAGAAAUCAAAGACGUUUACCUUCUGCAAGGAUGGUGUUGUUGUGGAAGGUGAAGAAUUAUCGCCGAUAAAGAGCGAUAUAGUGAUCUACGGAACCGGGUUCAGAGGUGAUCUGAAGAUCAAGGACAUGUUCACCUCAGAAUACUUCCGCAGCAUUGCAGUUGGAUCAACAUGCACAACUGUGCCUCUCUACAGGGAGUGCAUACACCCAAAGAUACCGCAGCUUGCGGUUCUAGGCUAUUCAGAGAGCAUUGCAAACUUGUACACCUCAGAGCUCAGAGCCAAGUGGCUGGCCCAUUUCAUGGAUGGUGGCUUCAGGUUACCAAAUGUUACUGCAAUGCAGAAGGAUAUCCUUGAAUGGGAGAAGUGCAUGAAAAGAUAUGCUGGUAGGUACUUUCGCAGGUCCUGUAUCGGACUCCUUCACAUCUGGUACAAUGAUCAGCUGUGCCGCGAUAUGGGAUGUGAUCCAAGAAGGAAGAAGGGCUUUCUCCAGGAAUUAUUCGGAAUCUAUGGCCCUGGUGAUUAUGCUGAUCUUCACCCCAAGAAAGACUAGACGUUUGGCGGCUUGAUUUCCUGAGGCAGUCGUUAUCUAGAAGUUCUUCACUGAUUUGAGUAUUAUACAUGCUGAAUAAAGUUGGUACUGUGCCUAUAUUGGAUAAUCCUACAACGUUCACAGCUCCUGUUUUAAUUUGCUUCUGGAUCGAGAGUUUCUGUAUUACAUUUUCUUUAGAGGAAUCUGUAUCAUUUCUUGCUGCGUCCUUA